Molecule: messenger RNA, 1447 nt
Organism: Centruroides sculpturatus (bark scorpion)
Lineage: Eukaryota; Metazoa; Arthropoda; Arachnida; Scorpiones; Buthidae
Product: probable nucleoredoxin 1
Exons: 8
Coding region: 292-1329 (345 amino acids)
Source: RefSeq, a predicted model, not a curated record
GUAUCGCUGUAAAGCGUUUCUCGAGCGCUGCAUAAAGAGACGCGGCCAUAGCGAGCAAACAUUGCGAUAAAAGCGCCCUCUGAACUUUUAAGUAAUUGAUUGAUUUAUGGACUUCACGUGAUAUUUCGCGAGUUAUCAUUGAAAGGUGCCGGAGGUUUAGGAGUUGUAUGCAUUUAAUCGGGAAUAUCCACUCGAUAAUAAACUGACGUGUAAUAACAGAAUUGGAGGAACUUGAUAUUCGAUCGGGAAAGUAAUAUAUUCUAUGCAAUUGUGAAGUGUUAAUUGACAGUCAUGGAAAUACUAACUGGAACACUUGUAAAGAAAGAUGGUUCUGAAGUAUCUUGUAGUGAAGCAUUGAAAGAAGCUGAGGUUAUUGGCUUGUAUUUUUCUGCUCACUGGUGUCCACCUUGCAGAAAUUUUACUCCUAUACUUGCUGAUGCUUAUGAAGAAAUGAAAGAUUUGAAUUAUAAAUUUGAAGUUGUCUUUGUAUCCUCUGACAGAGAUGAGAAAUCAUUAUUUGACUAUAUGAAAGAAUGUCAUGGUGACUGGUAUGCUCUUCCAUUUGGUUCAGAAAAAAUUAAAGAAAUGAAAUCAAAGUAUAGCAUCACUGGUAUCCCAACAUUGGUGGUUAUUAGAAAAGAUGGUAGAUUAGUAACUGUGAAUGGUCGUGCUGACAUUCAGUCUAAAGGUGCUAAAGCCUAUUCAGAGUGGACCAAAUGUUUUCUGAUUGAUGUUUGGAUGAACGUUCCUGGAAUUUUCUGCAUUUUUGGACUCGUUGAAUGUCAAAAUCCAAAAAACCGGAACAUUAAAGUCAUUUCAUUACUCUCACGUAUUGAUUUUUGUCAUCGCAUCAUCGAAAAUUUUCAGCUCAGUCAGCAACGAUCUAGAAGACAAACAAUCAUGGACAUCAUCACUGGAACUUUGGUGAAAAAAGAUGCCUCGCAAGUUCAGGCAAGUGAUGUGUUAGGAGAUGCAGAGAUAAUAGGCUUAUAUUUUUCGGCACAUUGGUGUCCUCCCUGUCGAGCUUUUACUCCAAUCCUCGCUGCUGCUUAUGCAGAAAUGAAAAAAAUGAAUUAUAAAAUCGAAAUCGUUUUCGUAUCGUGUGAUGAGGACGAGAAAUCUUUCUAUGAAUACAUGAACGAAUGUCAUGGUGAUUGGUACGCUCUCCCCUAUGAUUCAGAAAUAAUCACAAAAUUGGAAGAAACGUUUAACAUCGAAGGUAUUCCAACUUUGAUUAUUCUUAAGAAGGAUGGAACUUUGGUGACUAGAAAUGGCGAUUGCGAUGUUGAAUCCUCAGGACAGGAAGCUUAUACAAAAUGGAUUAAGUAGUUUUCAUUAAUUUUAUACAAAAGUAUUGUUAAUUGAACUUAAUAUUAACUCAUAAAAUGUUAUAUUUUCAUUUAUAUAAUUUUUUAAAAUGUUAAAUUGUGUUAAUAAUGUAAAGAAG